AUGAGAGGCGCCGCGACGGGCGGGGGAAACAGGGGGAGGCAAGGCGCUGGCGUGGCAGCAGGGGGUAGAGCGGAAAGAGCAGCGGAUGGUCUCCAGGCUAGGGGGAAGGGCGGAAGGGGGAAGGGACGGGGCGGAGGCGGAGGCAGGGGAGAGAAAAGUGGAGGACCAGGCGGAGGAAAAGGCGGAGGGGGAGGCGGAGCGGUAGGGGGAGCGGGGGGAGAGAAGCUGGCGCAGAACAGGACAGCUUAUCUGCAGGUGCUGGGGACGGGUAUGGACACGGGGGAUACCUCGCCCUGCGUGCUGCUGUUUUUUGAGCGGCUUCGCCUGGUGUUCAACGCGGGGGAGGGGCUGCAGCGCCUCUGCAUUGAGCACCGCAUCCGCCUCUCAAAGGUGGACAAGAUCUUUCUCUCCCGCGUGUGCACCGAGACAGCAGGGGGGCUGCCAGGCAUGCUGCUGACGCUCGCCAACACGGGGGAGACUGGCAUUACUGUGGACAUCUGUGGGCCGUCGGAUCUCCAUCGGCUCUCAGCAGCCAUGCGGUGCUUCGUGGGCGCAGCUUCGGUCCGAACCUCCAGCUUCGGCAGCAGCAGCCCUGGCCGUCAGUCUUACCCCCACGCCCCACUCCCUGCUUUCUACAACGCAUCACAGCAGCCUCCGCAGCAGCAGCAGCAGCAGCCGCAGGAGCAGCAGCAGCAGGUGCAGGGUGGGGAAGGAGGGGCUAUGAGGGGGGAACAGGCGGAAAGGGAGAGGGAGGGUGGGAGGGAGAGGGAGAGGGAGGACAAGAGUGCGUACAUGGUGCAUGAUGAUGGGGACGUGAAGAUCACUGCUGUGCUGCUCCAACCAGCGGUGCCAUCUGUGGCAGCAGAAAAUGCUGCAGCAGCAGCAGGAUUAUCCAUUUCCCUCACAACCACCGCGACGAUCAGCAGCAGCAUCGCCCUCCCAUCGCCAUCCGAGUCCCUCAAAGGACUGACCCUGUCGAAUCUUAAGGGAGAGGGAGUGACAGGAGAGGGAGCAGCACGCACGAAUCUUGCCAGCACCACGGACGCUCCCCUCCCCUCUGCCACGUCAGCCAAGCGCCCCAGCCCUUCCGGCCCUGCUGACGUCAGCAGCGGGUGGGACACAGUCAGCGCAGGAAACGAGAAAAGGGCGAGGGUAGAGGGAGAGAGAAAGGAGGAAGCGGCAAGGGGUUUAGCAUCAGGAGCAGCAGCAGGGGUUGCGGCGUCAGUGGCUGCACGGGCAGCAGCAGCAGGAAUGACGGCGGUGGUGUAUGUGUGCGAGUUACCGACAGCAGCAGGGAAGUUUGACCCCAAGCGGGCUGCAGCCAUGGGAAUCCGCCCCGGGCCCAAGUACCGGCGCCUGCAGAUGGGGGAGAGCGUUCCUAGUGAUGAUGGGAGCACCAUGGUUCAUCCUUCUGACGUCCUCGAAGCAUCCAUCCCAGGGCCCGUUGUCCUCCUUAUAGACUGCCCCACUGCAAGCCACACGCAAGCCCUCUUGCAGUCGCCGCAGCUGCAGCGAUUCUGCAUCAGCCACCGCCAGAAACCCACAAGUGACAAUAACGGGGAUGACAAUAUGAAGGGUGACAAUAACGGGAGUGACUAUAAAGAGGUGACAGUGGCUGUCCACGUGAGCCCUGAAGCUGUUGUGGAGGAGGAGCAGUAUCGGCGGUGGAUGGGCAUGCUGGGUCCAAACACCACUCAUGUGUUAGCAGGGCAUGGCAGAGCCUUCGAGUGCCCCCCUGUGCUAGCGGGCAGUGCAGCCCUGACAACAAAACUCCACUAUGUGUGUCCGCACCUCUUCCCUGAACCUUACGAUCACACACUGACAAGAAGGGCAGCGGAAGCAGCGGCAGGACCAUCAGGAGCUACAGCAGCAUCACAGAAGUAUGACCUAGAGCCUGUGAAUGGUCUCCUGCUCGGCCCCAUUGUCAUUGCCAAGAACCUUCUCAAGGAGUUUACACGUCAGCAAUGCCCCUCCAACAACCCCCCCUUCCCCCGCCCCCAACAGGUCAACCUGCGAGGUGCCCCUAUUUUGGGGGUUGACGCGUCAGCAGUGCCGCCCGCAUUCAAUGCCAUGACCACUGUUCACCACCUGCUGCGGAGUAUUCCAGAGCUUGAGGAAGCUUCCAGGAAGGUGGCUGCGGACUGGGGGUUGAAGAGCAAGGAGAAGGAGGGGGGGAAGGAGGGGGAGAAGGAGGGGGAGAAAAUGGGAGAGGUGGAGGGAGAGAGGAUGGGAGAUGCACCAGUGUGCAUUCGAGGCAUGGGCAGGGAGGAGGUGGAGGUGGUGUUUCUCGGCACGGGGUCAUCCCAGCCGUCCAAGUACCGCAAUCUCAGCGGCAUCUACGUUCACAGAUUCGACCGGGGAGGCAUGAUUCUGGACUGUGGGGAGGGGAGCUACGCGCAGCUGACCAGACGGUUCGGGCCAGAAAAGGCGGAGGAUAUUAUAGCGGGUUUGCAGUGUAUUUGGAUUUCUCACAUUCACGCGGACCACCACACGGGACUCGUCAGAAUUCUUGCUGCCCGGAGAGACAUUCUUUUGCGCCGGGCAGCUCAGCGGGCAGCUGAACGGGCACGUCCUGGAACAAAUUUCCAGCAAACGUUUGAGAAGAUUGAGACGGAGGAAAAGGACAAGGAUGCUACAGUGUCAGUGCCGCCCAUUCUGGUGGUCGGCCCGAAGCAGCUUCGGCGGUAUCUGGAGGCGUAUCAGACGUUUGAAAGCCUCCACUUGACGUUUUUGGACUGUAGCCAGACGACGAGGGAUGCCGCCGCUCUUGCAGCUAAAGCAGGAACAGCAGCAGGAGGAGCAAGGGAAACAAGGGAAGAAGCAGGAGAAGUGGCACGUGGUGUUGCUUCUGCUAGGGGAUUUGAUGCGGGGAUGGAGGAAGGUGAUGGAAGGGAGCAGUGUGGACUUAUCUGGCAAAAGGAAGCUCUGUCUAAGCAGCAGCAGUCAGGGGGUUACCAACUAAGGCCUGAAUCAGCAGACAAUCGAGAGGGCAGAGAGAGGGAAAUGAGGGGCCUGCGGCCCUUCUGGCUCAAAACAGGGUUCCACCUGGAAGACGGGGGGCUGGACGAGCUGGGCAGGCAGCAGCUGGGGGAGGCGUUAUCUGCGCUGGGGCUGACCCGGCUGGAGAGUGUCCCUGUGGUGCAUUGCCCCCAGGCGUUUGCUGUUGUGCUGGAGGGGCGGGUGAAGGGGCGAGAGGGAGAGAGAGGGGGAGGAGGAGAGGAGGGAGAUUCUUGGAAGCUGGUAUACUCUGGUGAUACUCGCCCGUGCGAUACUGUGAGGGCUGCGAGUCGAGGAGCCACGGUGCUGAUUCACGAGGCAACCUUUGAGGAUGAUUUGCAGCACGAGGCCAUAGCUCGAAAGCACAGCACGACAAGUGAGGCAGUCGAGGUGGGCGCCUCUGCCCCCGCCUAUCGCACCAUUCUCACCCACUUCAGCCAACGCUACCCCAAAAUCCCCCGACUGGCCCCUCCGGUGAAAAGUAAGAAGAGAGCGGAUGGUGGUGUGGGCGGUGAAGAUGUGGAGGGAGGUGAGAUUGGGAGUGCUGCGAUUGCGUUUGAUCUGAUGUCGGUGAAUUUUUGUGACUUGCCGAGGCUGCCCGAGUUGGUGCCUGUUUUCCAGCUGCUGUUCAGGGAUGCGUUGGAAGAGGAAGACGAGGAGCAAGAGGAGUGA
Molecule: messenger RNA, 3669 nt
Organism: Closterium sp. Naga37s-1
Lineage: Eukaryota; Viridiplantae; Streptophyta; Zygnematophyceae; Desmidiales; Closteriaceae
Source: the annotation of a GenBank genome assembly